Molecule: messenger RNA, 3366 nt
Organism: Aspergillus homomorphus CBS 101889
Lineage: Eukaryota; Fungi; Ascomycota; Eurotiomycetes; Eurotiales; Aspergillaceae
Exons: 1
Coding region: 394-3069 (891 amino acids)
Source: RefSeq, a predicted model, not a curated record
CCCUACCUUUCGUUUCUACUCUUGAUCUCCCCCCCAAAUUAUUAUUUCUGCUUUUACUCCGUAAUAUCAGGAAGAAGCUGAUAAUAUCUUUCAUUCAAGGGAUCCUGCUCCCUUCUCUUUCUCCUUCUUCUUCUCCUCCUCAUUCUUCCUCCUCUUUCUCUUUCUUCGUCUGCCCUCUCUACCCUUCACAGUCGUAUCCUUGCAGGGUACGGUUGCGGUGCCGGGCCCGCCGUCGUCCUUAUCUGUGCCAGACAGAACAUCUGACUUUCCUCCCUCCUUCUCUAUCUCGCCUUUCUCUUGCCUCAACUGGCCUUAACUCGAUCGACUGAGUAAACUCUUCCUUUUCCUUGAUGGCUUGGACAUUUGCGAGCCUCUCCUCAACGACUUCCGACCAUGGUUUACAACGCCGUCUCACAGGCCGACCACGAGGUCGCUUCCAAUGCCAGCGAUUCUGAUGAUCAACUCCAGUCCCAGCACCAUGGUGCCUCUUUCCAACAACUCCCCUUGGAUGUUGACCAUAUUGGGGCUGGCAGUCAUCUGCAGCCUGCCAGAUCGGCCGAAAGCUCCAGUAUCGGCCGUUUAGGCUCGAUGAUCCGGUCGAUCACUUCAACCAGCUACGACAUGGUCGAAGACGACGACUAUGAACUACCCGCCGAUCACUUCUCGCCAACCCAAAGUCCCAAGAGUUCCCGUCGCGUGCCUCCGCUCGAUACCACCGCAACCACCAUCGAGUCCUCCCCUUCCGAACCGCCGCUCCGAAGCCCCAUCUCUGCCAGUGGGGAACCCAUCCCUCUCAAUCACCCCACCCCCGGUCUACAAUCCCUGCAAGGAGCUUAUGUCAAUAACGUUGAACGCCUCGAGCGGAGCGCCGAACGGAUGAGCAUGAGUUCUACCAAUAUCGGGGACGAAAUUCGCAAAAUGGAUUUGGAGCAAAAGCGGAGGUCCAGUGGCUCGUCGGUCUAUACAAACAAUCAAGACGGGGUGAAGGCCAGUCUGUCGUCUCGUCAAGGCUCCAUCCAGUCCGCCUCGCGUCUGGCUCAAGUCUCAGAGCAUGGUCCUGACCACCCGUACGCCGCAUCGGUCGGCCACGCACCUAUGAUGCCCUACCUUCCGCCUCCCCCCUCCGCGCCUGCUCAAGGGGAACUCCGUCUCGUUGACCAUGAGCAUUACAAUCACUUACUCAGCGAGGAGCUCGAACGCCCCUGCACUGCGGCUUCGACUGACACCUAUCAACAGGCUCGGGUCCUGUUUACCGACUUCGACGGCGUGCAUUACGUCCCCACCGAGAAAGACUUGGUGCGCCGGGUCUCACUCACCCGUCCGCCGCUCGCGAGCCGAUCCGAGACAUACAAAGAACCACAGGCCGGUGAAGAUAUGGUUUACUAUCCUGCACCGGUACCUAUGAUGCUGAAUCUACCCCCUCGCCUGUCGCGGAAACCGGGCGCAGAGAGAGAAAAGCGCCGCACCCAGCUUCUUGGCUCGAUUCCCACGGAAAAUCGCAAGGCAGCACCUUGGCUAGCGAAACAAAACCCGGACAGCGAUGCUCAUCUUAAGAGAGAUAAAGAGCCGGCAGCUUUGCCUCCACAACUUCGUGCCAGUGUCUUCUUCGAGCAGCCAUCGGUGCCACUCAAUCUAGAGCUCACCCAGGCCUCCGCGGUAGCCACCCUCGACAGUAUACUUGAUGCUUCAACACAUGCGCCCGUGAGCGCUUUCACGGACCAUCCGAUUGCCGGCGCGCCAGGUCAUGCUAAACUCACGCGGAAGUCUUCCUCCGGGGGAUUACUGAAUCAUGCGAAGAAGCGAGCUUCCCAAAGCACUCUUGGCUUUGACCGCCGUCUUUCCGAUCCGGAGCUGGAGGAAAGACCGCUUACCUCCGAUCGCUUCUAUAAGCAGACCGAAGCUGAGGCUGCAGACAUGCAUGAAGGCAGCUUGUUACGGGCAGAUGAACAUGGCGCGACCGGGGGCGUAGAUGUGCCUCAUCACGACGAUGAGGAUAUGCCCAACCCGCUCGGACCAGAGGCAGAGUUCACCGGGCCGCCAAAUACACUAAUGGCAGAAUUGGAAAUUCGGAAAAACGAACUCAAACAGCGGCAGAAAGCCGUGGCGGGUCCGUUUGGGCUCCAAUCAACACUUCUCCAGAUGGAUGCUGUGGCUCAGAAGCAGAGCGAGCAUCGGCGGCAGAAGCCAGUCACUCUGGCGUGGGAAAGCACAGAUGCUCACAAACAGGACGAGGGAGAUGACGAUGACGUCCCGCUGGGUAUGCUGUUUCCUGAAAAAGCCCCGGCGACUGACGAAGUGCGCCCGAUGGGUCUCAUGGAGAAGAGAGCAAUGGAAGAGUUGGAGCCUCUAAGUCGACGUCGGGCCCGCCUCCGAGGAGAACCCCCACCACGCACUCCCGAGCAGCGCUCAAACACCAUGUAUGCAGCUACUGUGCCAGAUGCUGUGGCUGCAGCCGAGGAAAGCGGCGAUGAGGAGGAAACCCUAGCUCAGCGUCUCCAGCGCUUAAAGUCUAAGGACCAGCCUCCGUCCACUGUUGCGGAUAGUGAGUUCGCGAGCGAGAUCCUUGCUGAGAUCAACAACGUCGGGGCCGACGGUGAAAAGAUCAAAACUGCCGAGGUCCCGCCGGAGGACGAGACUUUAGCGCAACGACGAGCUCGCCUUCAACGCGAGGCCGAAGCUGAAGCUCUCAACAACUCGACCCUGAAAAUCCCACGGUAUCGGAGAAGCAUGGCCGAUAUUCUCCAUGCCCGACGUCCUUCCGCCGUGCCGCGACCGCCUACCAAGGAUACUGCCAAACCGCCAGGGGUAGCUCAGCAGUAUUCAAACGAUCCGCGAUUGUCGUUGCGACAGAUGCCAACGUACCCGGGGCCUCAGGCCGGAUACGCAGCUGCCCGGGCUGCUCCGUAUGUGUCUGGCAUGCAGCACCCGAAUACUUUUUACAGCGAUGCUAUCUUAGGGGUCAGCCAUCUCAGCUAUGCACCAGGCAAGCACCCAUCCAAAACGGUGAGGCCUAUGAUCCACCCAGGACAAAGGGAGGUUAUUGAUCGCUGGAGGCAGAGCAUCGUAUAGAUGCUUUUCUGGUUCGCCCGUUGCCUCUUUUUUCCUUUGACAUUGUUUGAUUUUUCUCCUUCCCUGCUCUGCCGAUCUAUGUUUGAUCUUGACCAGGAUGCAUAUCUACUGUGUUGAGUUGAGCACUGUCCUGUUUGUUUGUCUGAGCCCUUUUUCUUGUCUUUGGAGUAUUUUGUGCCGGUGAUAUCCUUUGCCUCGAUUAGCGGGUUAUUUUGUGUAUUAUACCGUAAGAUUACCAGAUUCCACAUUCUUUUCAUGGCCUUUGGGCAGCCAAAAAUAGUAGCCAAUACACGUCGA